GGAGACUUGGUGAGAUAAAGAUCAGUUGUUCAUGUGGGACAGAGGGCCGAAGGGACGUGGAGUUGAUUAUGGGAUGCGUGCGAAGGAGAACGGCAUGAUGGUUACAGCGUGUGCAGGAGAGAAGAGGCGAACGAAGGGCUAUAGUGGUCGUCACCCCCAGUCGCAGCCAGCCAAUGAGGAUGGAGACGAUACUUCCAUGACCUCCUUUGCCGUCGCUGUCCGAGGCCUCCCCCUGGCCUUGGCGUCCAUGACACAAGCUACCGCCUCAGACUCUCGCUUCCACCCUAGAUGGCGGGCGAUCACCGUGGCGACCCUGCUGGCUUUAGUGCUCAUGUUGUACCUGCACAGGACAGUCGGGGACGGAGACUCUGCUACCAGAGGUUACUACCGCAACAGGGCUCACAGUUUGCAGGUGCACAGUGAGGAUGAGGAGGACUUCUUCAGGGACACUAACAGACAAACUGCACGAAGCCUCUCUCGCCACCACAGAAGGGAAAAACCUUACAACGACACGUAUCCGUUAAGUCGGCCGGAGAAGACGAAGCACGGCGUCCGCUACCGUAUCGGUGUGAUUGCAGAUCUGGACACAGCGUCGCGUAGCUUGAAGGAUCAGACGUGGUUCAGCUACAUGAAAAGAGGGUACCUGACUGUUUCAGACAGCGCCGACAGACUGGAGGUGGAGUGGGAUGCUGAGACGGUCACACUGGAGAGUCAUCUGGCAGAGAAAGGACGAGGUAUGGAGCUGUCUGAGCUGGUGGCGUUCAACGGUCACCUGUACAGUGUGGACGACCGUACCGGCGUGGUGUACCGGAUUGAGGGCAACCAGGCCGUCCCCUGGGUUAUAUUACCAGAUGGGGACGGAUCCGUCUCCAAAGGAUUCAAAGCAGAGUGGCUGGCAGUGAAGGAUGAGCACCUAUAUGUUGGCGGCCUGGGGAAAGAGUGGACCACGACCUCUGGAGAAGUCGUCAACAAUCACCCAGAGUGGGUCAAAGUAGUCGGCUGCCAUGGCGACGUGCAGCACGAGAACUGGGUCCCGCACUACAACGCCCUGCGGAGCGCCACAGGGAUCCAACCACCAGGAUACCUGAUCCAUGAAUCAGCGGCGUGGAGCGAGCGUCUCCAGCGCUGGUUCUUCCUCCCUCGCCGUGCCAGUCACGAACACUACGAAGAGACGGCGGACGAGCGGCGAGCCACCAACCUGCUGCUGUCCUGCCCCGCUGACUUCAGCUACAUAUCGGUGCGGCACGUCGGACCCCUCAACCCCACCCACGGCUUCUCCUCGUUUAAAUUUGUCCCAGACACAGACGAUCAGAUUAUUCUGGCCCUGAAGUCGGAGGAGGAUGCAGGCAGGAUCGCCACCUACAUCAUUGCAUUCACGCUCGACGGUCGGGUGCUGAUGCCCGAGACGAAGAUAGGGAAUGUGAAGUUUGAAGGGCUGGAGUUUAUUUAAAAAAAGUCAACCGGCUUGGCUAAAUAAAGGGGACACGCUGGACAAAAGCACCACAUUUUUUCCACGUGCUCUCUAUCACCAUAGGUUUAAAUUUUUGGUAGGAGCCACUUCAUCAAGAUGGCCGAUCCGAGAUGGCACCCAUAUAAAGUCUAUGAGAACCAAUACAUCUUCCAAGCCACUCAGAAGGUCAAUCUUGGUGUCAAAAUCUACAUUUUCUGGGUCAAGGAAUCAUUUAAAGCUGUUGAGAAUAUCACUAGAUGAUUAUUUGAUCAAAUAGAAAUGUUCAUUUUCACCCAGACUGGUAGGCAACUAGCUUCAAGUGCUGCAGCAGGGAAUCCUGAGCUGAAAAUGUUAUAAUUACAUGGCCAAAAUGAACAUAUCUAUUUGAUCAUCUAGUGCAGCGGUUCCCAAACUUUUUUAGCCGUGCACCCCCUUCUAUGUCCCCACCAGGUUGACGCACCCCCAAUCCCCCACACCUUCAAAAAAACUAAAUGCAAUAAGAUUUUUUUAUAGCCAUAUUAAAGGAGGCAUGUUUAAUCAUGCUCAAAUGUCCAGAACACACAUAUAAUAAAAUAAUCACCACUUUUCAGAGGAAAUGGAAGAAGAUAACUUCUUCUACGCUUCAUUAUAAGAUGAAGUGCAUUUUGAAAUUGACCAAAAAUACAUGUAAAAAUGACAGAAAAAGACACAAAACAACCAAAAAUAGAUGCAAAAAUUACCAAAGAUGACACAAAAUGAUCAAAAUAGACACAAAUUGACCAAACAACCAAAAAAUAGAUGCAAAAUGACCAAAAUAGAUGCAAAAAUGAACAAAAAAUGACACAAAAUUGAAUAGCCUGUAUUUAUUAAUUAAUUAAUAACACGUCUUUAUUGUGUGGGGGGAAAAAAUGUAAUUGUGUAAUUAUCAGACCGCCAUUAAAUUUUUCACCUCGUGCACCCCCUAGCAGCAGCUCACGCACCCCCAGGGGUCCACGCACCACACUUUGGGAAUCCCUGAUCUAGUGAUAUUCUCAGUAGCUUUAAAUUAUUCUUUGACCCAGAAAAUGUAUAUUUUGACACUAAGAUUGACCUUCUAAGUGGCUUAGAAGAUUUAUUGGUUCUCAUAGAUUUUAUAUGGCUGCCAUCUCCGAUCUGCAAUCUUGAUGAAGUGGCUCCUACCAAAAAUUGAAACCUAUAGUGAUAGAGAGCAUGUGGAAAAAAUGUGGUGCUUUUGUCCGAUGUGUCCCCUUUCUUCCCAAAUCUGGUAAAAUAAGCCGCCGGACUAAAAAGGACAGCGCUGAAGGUGCACAAGUUCCUGCAGGGGGAAGAUUGACAGGUGGACUGUAUCGGUGCAACACUGUUGAUUUGAGUCCUUAACGUUACAUUCCGCUCUCGGUUUUACUGUGCAAUAUAGAUAUAUUUUAUAAUAAUAUUGGAUGAUAAUUGAGAGGCAAAAGAGAAGGUGAAAGGGCAGGAGGAUGCCACAUUAUCACCUCCACCAGGGAGACAAACAUGUCCCCAACAACUGACCAGUUCAGUAGCACAGUCAGUCACCAGCCAAUAGGAUUUUUAAAGCUUUUAUAAUUAGACACUACUGAUAUAUUCCAGAGCAGUCUGGGUAAAAAAACCUUUAUAAACGAGUAGCCGUGGGUCGAUCAAACACUCCUGCAGCCACUCUGCUGGUCAGACACUCAGGGGAACAAACAGGAUAUAAUAUAUAAAAAAGGAAUAGAAACGAAUGUCUGUUAAUUACUUGAAAUAUUAAACCUACUCAUAACUUUGUUUUAUCUUACCUGUUCAGACACACUGAAGUCUACGUUAUUAGAUCUGUACUGAUGUAAUGGGUCUAGUUACUUGAUGCAUAUCAACUUCUGAUUCAUAAACUAGUUUUUCUGCCCAAAUGUUUCUCACAUUAGUUAAUAACUUGAAUAUAUCACUGGCUUCUCAUGCCAGUGAAACACCAGCUUUUUUUAUUUGAACAGUAACCAAGCAUUUAUUCGUUUUGUAUCCUCUCAAAAUACAAAAAAUUAAAAUAUCGUCUGUUGUUUGAACAUUU
Molecule: messenger RNA, 3485 nt
Organism: Centropristis striata (black sea bass)
Lineage: Eukaryota; Metazoa; Chordata; Actinopteri; Perciformes; Serranidae
Gene: cant1b
Product: calcium activated nucleotidase 1b
Exons: 5
Coding region: 32-1450 (472 amino acids)
Biological process (GO): proteoglycan biosynthetic process
Molecular function (GO): GDP phosphatase activity; UDP phosphatase activity; calcium ion binding
Source: RefSeq, a predicted model, not a curated record